Molecule: messenger RNA, 1602 nt
Organism: Puccinia graminis f. sp. tritici CRL 75-36-700-3
Lineage: Eukaryota; Fungi; Basidiomycota; Pucciniomycetes; Pucciniales; Pucciniaceae
Exons: 5
Coding region: 130-1101 (323 amino acids)
Biological process (GO): mRNA splicing, via spliceosome
Cellular component (GO): U2-type spliceosomal complex; RES complex
Molecular function (GO): RNA binding
Source: RefSeq, a predicted model, not a curated record
CCCACUUCCAACCACCACUGACCACCGCCGCCAUCCAUCAUCCACUUGCCGAUUACCACAAAGUUUGGAUACAUCCCGAGAAACUCGUAAGGAAAUCAACAACUCAGCCUAGGCCAAGCGGAAUUCAAAAUGGCCACCGAUCUUCAAGCUUACUUGGCUUCAAAGUAUAUGUCCGGACCCAAGGCCGAGGCUAUCCUUGCUGCGAAGACUAAGAAGAAAUCGAAGAAGAAAGGCAAACCAAACGAAUCCAGUCAACAACCUACCGCUUCGUAUUCUGGGAUGAUUCUAAAGGAUGUGGACGGGCAAGACGAGUGGGAUUCACGCGACGAUGAAAUUGACAUAGACCCUGUUGUGGAAAACGUUCCAACUUUCAAGGGAAAAGCAACAGCCGAGUCCAAGUGGGAGACCAUCAAACCAUCUGAACGGACCGAGAAACAACAAACACAAGAAGAAGAAGAAGAAGACGAAAGAGAAGCCGAGGAUGAAAGGCCACAAAUAGUGGCAAGUAGUUCGACAAAUGUUGUAGUGGGCGGCUUGCAGACAGCAGCGGAGAUCCGGGCGAAACUCGCGUCCUCCAGGCCGACAGUCCCAAAGCGAGAAGUCUCCGAUGACGAACCAGAAGAAGAUACGGUUUACCGAGACUCGAAGGGGAAGAAGAUAGACACCAAACAGAUGCGCGCUGAAGAGAAACGUCGUCAAGCUCGGGAACUGGAGAAGAAGAUGAAAAAGAUGGAGUGGGGCAAGGGUUUGGUGCAGAGGCAAGACCGCAAAACCGAUGCGGAAGAAUUGAGCAAGAUUGCUUCCCAGCCUUUCGCCCGUACCAUUGAUGACAAAGAUUUGAACGAUGAGUUGAAGGGAAAACAGAGGUGGAACGAUCCAGCCGCACGCUUCCUUACAAAAUCCAGUGACUCGACGACUAAAUCUACGAAACCGAAGUAUAACGGUCCUCCGCCACCGCCGAACCGGUACGGUAUUCCCCCUGGAUUUCGUUGGGAUGGGGUUGAUCGGUCCAACGGAUUCGAGAAAAAAUUGUUCCAAACCGGAAACGAUCAGAAAAGACUGCGGGCAGAGGCAUACAACUAUUCGGUUGACGAAAUGUAGAUCAAGAGCACCUUGGACCUCUCACCUGCUGACGGAGUUACCAUAUCUGUGGAUGUAUUCUUAUUUUUCUUAUCCUGCUAAAUACAUAUUUGGGUGCCCGGUCUGCAGUAACUAUCCUCUGUUGAGACUUCUACUAUGCCCUACCAUGCCGCCCUUGAAUUCUCUGACGCACACAAAGGACGCUGGGACCACCAUCAUCAGAUAUUCCAGUGUAUCAGAUAACAGUAGCUCUAGACAGCGCGGCUUGUUGUGUGCCAACCGGCACACAUGAAAUCAGUGCCCGCAUAACAUCCUAGCUCUUUUCGGUGUUACGCAUCUGUGCAACCUCAAGGGUUCAAAAUCUCAGUGGAUCCACCUUGAGUCUACAUGAUAUGUCAAUUGUCUACAGAUAAGGCAGUGCAUUAGGGAAAACAAAAUAACUAAACAAAAAAAACAACUAAUGAAGCGAGUUGUGAAAACAUAUUCUAGCAGAUUAAUUUGCACAUGGUACCAAGAAGAAAC